Messenger RNA from Caenorhabditis auriculariae, 1080 nucleotides. NCBI's taxonomy places the organism in Eukaryota, Metazoa, Nematoda, Chromadorea, Rhabditida, Rhabditidae. The record is from the annotation of a GenBank genome assembly.
AUGGAAAAUCAAAGGAGCUGGUCAAUAAGCAAUGGACUUUUACCUUACGCGUUCGUAGUUCUUGGAGGUUACGCGUUAAUAAGGUGAAGACAAAUAUUUUCCACCUGUAUAUGUUCAGCUACAGGUUCAUCAACCGUUUUAUCCCCGGAGCUCACAAUCUUCCUCAGAUGGAUUUCAAAAACAAAACUGUUGUUAUCACUGGAGCCACUUCAGGUAGAGAAAUCUUCCAUUUUUUGAGUAACUUUCAUUCAUUCCCAGUCUUUUCGAACAUUCACAUUCUUGUAUUCAAGGCUUGGGCGAAAGUUUGACCAAGCAGCUGCAUCAAUUGGGUGCGAAGUUGAUCCUUCUUGGACGGUCGCAGCAAAAACUGAAAGAUUUGCGCGACUCACUCAUCGCUUCAGGCGGAAAUCCAAAUGAACCCGAAACUUGGUUGAGCAAAUUAAGGUUCAUAUAAGGCUUAUGAAUAUUUAGCGUAUAUGACUUGGAAGACCCGGAAAGUGCAGCUUCACAGAUUUCUUUUGCAACCGACGGUUUUGUCGUCGAUGUUCUGAUCAACAACGCUGGCCUUUCCGUUCGCGGCUCGACUAUCCAAACGAAACUAGCCAUUUUUAGGUUCAAAUCAAACGAGUCAUUCGUCUAGAUAAGUUUGCAGGAAACUUAUGGAUGUCAAUUUGUUCGGCCAAAUUUCACUCACCCAAGCUCUGAUGCCUCAUCUCGCCCCCGACGGGUGCAUAAUUGCUAUUUCGAGUGUUCAGGGGAAACUCUCGCUGCCCUAUAGAAGCGCUUACUCAGUUUCGAAACAUGCCUUUAAUGUCAGUUCUUUUCUGGUCAUUCGAGAAAACUUAAAUUUUGCGAACUUGAAUAACCUUUUCUUUCUCAGAAAAAAAAAAGAAAAAAAAAUUUCAGGCGUAUUUCGAUUCUUUGCGAGCGGAAUACGCCAAUCGACAUAUCUUGGUUGUUUCUCCAGGCUACAUAAGCACAGGAUUUGGUGCCAGAGCCCUGGAUGUGGAUGGAAAACCAAUCGGAGACAGUGACGAACACAGUGACGUGAGAGCUUUUAUUACAGGAAAAACAGUUUAA